Molecule: messenger RNA, 2172 nt
Organism: Belonocnema kinseyi
Lineage: Eukaryota; Metazoa; Arthropoda; Insecta; Hymenoptera; Cynipidae
Gene: MTA1-like
Product: metastasis-associated protein MTA3-like
Exons: 7
Coding region: 1-2172 (723 amino acids)
Biological process (GO): negative regulation of transcription by RNA polymerase II
Cellular component (GO): NuRD complex; nucleoplasm
Molecular function (GO): chromatin binding; sequence-specific DNA binding; transcription coactivator activity
Source: RefSeq, a predicted model, not a curated record
AUGGUAGAGUGUGGGUUUGUGGUAAAAAUUGCAGUGGCAAGCGUGGAGCAACAGAGGUCAGAAUCACCUGCGAGCAUGCAGAGUCUCAAACUCGAGAAUCCAGAGACUACUAAGGAAAUGACUAGUAAAGAUGGGAUCGCGCCUAAAAUGAUGAGCAAAGGGGGCGGGAAGGGGGGCUGGCUGAAGGCCCCACUUUCGGAGGCCCAAGAGCCCCACGGGAUGGAUGAAGGUGUGGUCAGUGCCGGUGGUGUUGCGGACCUUAGUUCGAAACAGAGACACCAAAUGAAGCACAGAGAACUUUUCUUAUCUCGUCAAGUAGAAACGAUGCCUGCCACACAUAUACGCGGCAAAUGCUGCGUAACACUACUCAAUGAAACCGAAUCUUUAUUGAGUUAUCUCAAUAAAGACGAUUCAUUUUUCUACUGUUUAGUUUUUGAUCCGGCUCAACGUACUUUGCUCGCCGACAAAGGAGAGAUUAGGGUGGGUAGUAGAUAUCAAGCGGACGGAAUUGCGUCUGUGCCGCUUACACCUGCAGAACGGGAAACGGAUCCCCGUAGAUUGCAAGAUUUAGAAACAUUAGUUUGGACGCCACGCCACUCGUUAACGGAUCGUCAAAUUGACCAGUUCCUCGUCGUCAGCCGGUCAGUGGGUACCUUCGCCAGAGCACUGGACUGCUCUUCCUCCGUUAAACAACCCUCGCUGCACAUGUCGGCUGCAGCAGCCUCCAGAGACAUCACCUUGUUCCAUGCCAUGGACACUCUUCACCGACAUAAUUACGAUGUGGCGAAAGCCAUGUCAUCUCUAGUACCAAGUUCAGGGCCUGUAUUAUGCAGAGACGAAAUGGAAGAAUGGAGCGCUUCUGAAGCGAAUCUUUUCGAAGAAGCGUUAGAUAAAUACGGAAAGGACUUUUCUGAUAUUCGUCAAGAUUUUCUGCCGUGGAAAACGUUAAAAAACGUGAUUGAGUACUACUACAUGUGGAAAACGACGGAUCGCUACGUGCAGCAGAAAAGAGUGAAGGCUGUUGAGGCCGAGAGUAAAUUGAAGCAGGUCUACAUACCGAACUACAAUAAAUCCCCGGCCUCAUCGACCGCGCCUUCGGUCGCUACCAUAAUUCCUCUCGGCAACAGUAAUAACAAUAGUAACGGUAAAACAGCAAAUAUCCUCAACGGUAGCAGCAAUGGCAACAUAAGCGAUGGAUGUAUGCUGAUGGUUGGAGUCGGUGGAAAGCCUUGCGAAAGCUGUCAAACGAUGCAGAGUCCGCAGUGGUAUGCCUGGGGACCGACGCAUAUGCAGUGUCGCCUCUGCCAGCCCUGUUGGCUCUAUUGGAAGAAAUAUGGAGGACUCAAGAUUCCAUCGCGGAUUGACGAUGCGGACUUGGACCGUAAACGAGGAGGAACGGGCUCUGAUGAAGAAGGCAAGGGAAUUGGUGGUGCUCACCGGCCACAUCGAUGCAGCAUUCCCUCAUGUGGGAAAGAGUUUAAACUGAAGGCACACCUCAGUCGUCACUACGCGAGUGCACACGGUGUUGAUUUACGCGGUGCAGGAGGCGGUGGUGGAGGUGGCGGUGGUUCACCACGUCCAGUGAUGAAAACACGGUCCGCAUUCUACCUGCGUACAUCAGCACUGGCUCGUGCCGCGCGUCGACUCUGUGCGGCGCAAUUGCGAACUCGUCAUGCGGCUCGUGCUCCUCAUCAGCCGGUGAAUGCCGCACCAUUGAGACACUUGUGCACCUCGCCCCAAUUGAUGGCCAAGAGUUCGACGGAACUGCGCAUCCUGGCGAGAGCAGUGCGUCCUCGACCACGUCCUCGCGUCACGGAUAUUGCCACUCGACUCGGCGAUCAUCCAACGCCACGACAACCCGGAGACUGGGAUUGGCUCGUUCUCACUACGCCCGGACAACGAAAGCAACCGGACCGCGUCUCUUUCCCACGACCACCAAAAGCAGCGGAAUUAAAUGCUAAUAAUCGACCACCAAAUUCACAUUUUCAUCCACACCAGCAACUUCAAGUUGAAGAACCUCCCCCUCAGGCUGUAGAUCCUCCCCCAACACACCCACAAUUCCAUGAGAUCAGUCACAAUGGGAUAACUGCACAUUUGGUUUAUAAUCGGAAUGGAAAUGUAGUACAAAUACAAUUGGGACCACCUCCUCGAGCACCUCCACCUCAGCAAUAA